AAAGCUCUCCUUCCAAAGACUCGCUGCCCAUGCCUCCAGUGCCAAGGGCAACAGGCACCACACCAUGCCACGCCGCAAAAGCUUUGCCGUGCUACUCCCAGCAUGGCUCCAUCUCCAGCAUAAGCCGCCUGCAAGAUGGAGAACUUUGAGUACAGCAUCCUGCUGAAUGACAGGGACUGGGCUGAAUUCUACUUGGCCUCUGAGGAAUGCAGCUUGAUUCCGCCAGCCUUGGCCACCGCUGAAGAGCAGGUCCUCAGCGACCUUGAGGAAGGGGAGGCCGAGGAGAACAGGUUGAUCCGAGUGAGGGUGGGCCCUGUCCCGCCUGUCCCAGUGCACAACACAGCCAGCUGCCUUUCACACGGAGUCCCGGAUGCAUGCCUGUUUGCAGAAGACGUUUUGUCUGGCAGCGAGGACGAAACCGAUCUGGGCUCGGUCAGCAGAUUUCUGUGUGGCAGCAACAACCUCCCAGCUAGUGCAGGUUUUCCUCAGUCUUCCUGUCCUGGGGAAUAUCAGCUGCCCUGCGCUGCUCCGAAACUAUUGCAAGGCCAGUGUGGGGAGGCAAGACCGGUUGCAGGACUGGAAGCUGUGUUUGCUACCAAAGAAGGAGAACCAGAGAGAGGACAGAGGCCCAUAAAUUCAGACUGUCCAUCAACCGUGGAGGCAGCUUCUCCCCUCCAAGAGGAGAACCUGCGGGAGCAAAGCCCUGGGCAUCAGGGGGCAGAAAUACCUGGUUGUCCUGUAGGUAUAAGCCUGGAGGCCACAGAAGGGAUGGAGCACCCUGCGGGAGAAAAGGAAAAUGCUCCCCUCUCUUCAGAGUUACAGCUUCCUAAGGAGGAGAGUGUCUCUGUGGAUGUCCCACUUCCAACAUCCAUAGAGAACACGGCAGUUUUGGGAAAUGCAGAACCCCUUGCUUACCCAAGUUCCGUGUGCUUUUGCUCUCCCCUGGCUCCAGAACUUGGAGGAACUGAAGACCCAGAGAAGAGUGCCAAGCCCCUCCAGGUGGUCUUGACAGCAGAGGCAAAACCAUUCCAGGAAAAAAAGCCUUCCUUGUUUCAAGAGCAUUUGGUUCUGGCUGGAAAGGCCUUGGUGUCACUGGAUCCGCUGUCCGAGAGUCACACGGAAACCCCUCCAGAGAGGGUGAGCCAGAGAGAAAAGAGUGCCAUGGAUCUCAAGGAGGGCAAAGAUGGUAGGAAGGAUGUCAGCUCUUCCAUCCUGGAAGGACGCCAAGCUGACCAAGGGAGGCUCUCUACCUGUGAUAAGGUGGAGCAGCCAUUUCCAGGUGGACUAGAAGGAAACAUGCCUCUAAACCCAACACAAGCAGCUGCUUCCAGCUGUGAGAAGACUUUGGAUAAGCACAGAGAAACAGCUGCAUCAGCAGGAAUGGCAGAGGACGGCAGAGGCAAAAAACACAGUCUCCAUCUUGGUAUGGAUGCAUCCGUUCAAGAAGGACCUUAUCCUGUAAUUGAAGGAGGCAGGAGAUCUGAAUUUGGGAGGAAACCCAUUCUCUGUGGCCUGACAGUAGAAGACUCCCUGGAGAGUCAUUUAACUGACUUGACGUUGGCAGAGAUGUAUGACUGUUUUUGGGGGGAUGAUGGCAAAGAGGAAGGAGGAAAGGUGGGGGACGGACAUCCAUCCUCCUACACUGCCACAGAACUACCCGAGAUGGAUGGUCCUGAAAUGUAUGAAUAUUUCUUCAGUGAAAUGGACGUUGCGGAAGAGGGUCUGAGGGACGAAGCCUCUGAGACAUUCCUCAGCUCUGACCACCAGUCAGCUCCACCUAGUGGUUCAGAAGACCUAAGCUCAGAGGUGGCCGCUGGCGCCAUGGCUAUAUCCAUCCCGGAGGUUUAUGAACACUUUUUUGCCAGCGGCACAAGGGACAGGAGAAGCUGGAGGGGGUUCCUCCUGAGUGUGCCCGCCGCAGAGGCAAAGAAGGCCGCACGGGCUUUAAAAUCCCUCCUACGCAGACCUGCAAGCCGCCUCCGAUCCCAGCCCAUGAGCCCUGGGGCUCUCUUACGGAGAAGUUCCCAGGGGAAAUUAGUGCUGCUAUCUCCCAGGCUUUUAGAUGAAAGCCGACUAAGACCACAAGAUGGAAGGAUGACUGUGAUGCAACCAGAGAGACCCCUGUCCAUCCAGCCAGUUCUCACGCCCAGAGACAUGUGCUUGGGCUUUGUGGCAUUCGCUGCGUGGGCUGUGAAGACAUCAGACCUGCAGGCCCCGGAUGCGUGGAAGAUCGUGUUGCUGGCAAACUUUGGCUCCCUCUCAGCCAUCCGCUACUUCAGGCGGCAGGUUAUCACGGAAGGAUGGCAUGGAACCUAAGAGACGCUGGCCACCUCCACCAAAAGCUGGUUGGAUUGCUGGGGAUGAUUUGGAGAAAGCCCAUGUGUUCUUUGAAGUUAGGGAACUGUCUUUUGCUGUCUUGUCUUCCUGGAAAACCAAACUCAUGGAUAUACUGUAUGUAUAUAACACCCUACCCGUGAAAAGAGGAAACGAAGCAAAGACAAAGAUGGAAUUAUGCACGGAAAGUUAUUUCCAGCUUUUCUGCCCCUACACAACCAGAGAGGCAACAAUCCCCAAAGCUCCCAUUUCUUCUCUCUUUCUCCAUCAGGAAUUUAUCUUGAACCCAUGGAAGGAGGUGGACUAUAAAUAAAUAACCCAACAACCGUCUCCUUCGUAACUAGCUGGACAGCUGCAUGCAAGAGACACACACCAGCUAAGGAGAAACUGGAAGGCGUUACCCUUUAUAGAGAAGGACACUGGAAAAAUUCAGAGACAAGUUUCAUGUUCUCUAAAAGCAAAACACAAGUCACUAGAAGGAAGUUGUGAUGGAAUAGGGUGUCAGUGAGAGACGACGGAUGCCAGAACAGAGGCAUGUUGCAAACAGGGACAGCUUUAAAUCAACAGUUCAUAUCUGGCUACAAAGUCAGAGGUUGAGAGUUCAAUUCCCCACUGUGCCUUUCUGACAGGGAACUGGACAUGACGGUUCAUAAGGUCCCUUCCAGCUCUGUAGUUCUAAAAUUAAGAUGAUGAUUAAAAAGAAGAACCGAAGUCCACUAUGUCACCUGAGGAUUGAAACUUCAGGCUUAAAGGAAAGGUUUCAGAGGGGGGGAAAUUGGCAUGUAAGCUCCUUUGGAAGAUUCUGAAGUGUCUAGAAGACAUAACCAUUUUCUAUACAAAAUAAGAGUUACAUAAUAGACAUGUUUAUGCUUGGAAGAAAUUGUGUAUUAGUACUGGCCAACAUUUUCAACAUUAAGACGUCUGUCCUUUUUUGCAGUAGCAUAUGUGACUUUGACAAAACAUACUGACCUUUCAUUACAGAAGAAAACAGGCAGAAAAAAAAAACAAUUGGGCCCGUGGAACAUCAUAGCCACAUGUUCUCUGAAGGCAGCUGUUACGACAAGCUAUAUCAUUUGUACAAAAGGUGCAGAUCUGGACCUGGAGUUAUACAAAGAAGCUUUGGAUUGGUGAAUGUCCUCAUUCCUGGGGUGGCAGGAAGCUGCUGAUGUAAUAAAGGUGUCUAAGGAAGAAUUCUGUGUUACUUGGAAAAGUUUACAAGUUCCUGUGCUGAUGGAAGGAAAGCCAAUGAAACUUACGUCUCUACUUGCUUUGUGUUUGUGUGUUUCUCAGCCCAGCCUUCUGUGGUGUGCAUUCAACUCUUAGUGUCUUCAGGACUUUAAAAUUUGCCUGUCUGAAUCCUGACAUCUCAGCAAGAAAAUAUAUGGAAAGGGCUUUGAACAGUGCAGUACUGAUGUCCGUUCCGUAGUGUAUUUGGUUGAGCUAAGAUAAUAAAACUUAAGUACUUGA
Molecule: messenger RNA, 3801 nt
Organism: Pogona vitticeps (central bearded dragon)
Lineage: Eukaryota; Metazoa; Chordata; Lepidosauria; Squamata; Agamidae
Gene: PERM1
Product: PPARGC1 and ESRR induced regulator, muscle 1
Biological process (GO): response to muscle activity; regulation of DNA-templated transcription
Cellular component (GO): nucleus; cytoplasm
Source: RefSeq, a predicted model, not a curated record